Messenger RNA from Ostreobium quekettii, 315 nucleotides. The record is from the annotation of a GenBank genome assembly. Lineage: Eukaryota; Viridiplantae; Chlorophyta; Ulvophyceae; Bryopsidales; Ostreobiaceae.
AUGAUGACACGUUCUGAAAUCAGACGGAAGUAUGGCCUCAAGACGUGCUGCUGCGACUGCUGGGCGCAUUUUUGUUGCCAUCCCUGUGCCAUGUGCCAAGAGCUUCGUGAGCUGAAAAGCCGGCCAUUGACGCCAUGGGCCAAUGGCGCAGAUGCCAGGCCCCCAGCUAUGCGAUACUCUUUCGCCCAUCAGGGACAUGCAGGCUACUCGUUUGUCCCAUCAUCCCCAUCAGUCGGCAGCACCCCUCCAAAAACCCCUCCAGAAUACGCCUCGAAGCCUCCCAAGGUGGUAGAAUACCCUGACCACCACCUGUAG